CAAUGCAUGCCUGUCUAUCUGCUUCCAUUCUAUGGCCUGGCUGCUGUAUUGUUUUGAUUAGGAAAAAUCACUUGGGCUGAUAGAUAACAGCUACGGAUAACGUUGUCAGAGUGUUUAGUGUCAGGAGGGGGGGCAUAAACCACAUCCAGGAUACAGAGGCUCACUUCCCACACAGUCAUUUGGAAGAGAUCUCCCACAGUCUCAGAGAAGCCAUGGAUGAACAGACCGGCUCUCCUGCAGCCAACACUGACAACAACGGCCAGAGAAAUGGAGAUGAGAAGCCCCGGCGCGGCAGCUGGACCAAGGGGAGGAAGAGGAAGAAGCCGAUGAAGGACAGCAAUGCACCCAAAGCGCCGCUAACGGGCUACGUUCGCUUCAUGAAUGACAGACGGGAGCAGCUACGGGCUGAGCGUCCGGACGUGCCCUUCCCAGAGAUCACCAGGAUGCUGGGCAACGAGUGGAGCAAGCUGCCCCCCGAGGAGAAGCAGCGAUACUUGGAUGAGGCAGAGAAAGAUAAAGAGCGCUACAUGCGAGAGCUGGAGAAGUACCAGAAGACGGAGGCCUACAAACACUUCACCAGGAAGGUGCAAGAGAAGCAGAAGGGCAAGCGGCACAGGGGAGAUGUCGGGCACCAGGUAGCCAACGAGGCUCUCCACGAGAAGGAUGCAGAAGGGAAGGACAGAACCGUGUUUGACAUACCAAUCUUCACAGAGGAGUUCCUCAACCACAGCAAAGCACGUGAGGCUGAGAUGCGGCAGCUGCGUAAGACCAACAUGGAGUACGAGGAGCGGAACGCAGCGCUGCAGAAACACGUGGAGAGCAUGCGCGGGGCGGUGGACAGGCUGGAGGGCGACGUGAUGCAAGAGAGGGGACGCAAUGGGCUCCUCCAUCAGCACCUGGAGACCCUGCGCCAGGCGCUCACCUCCAGCUUCUCCUCUUUGCCUCUGCCAGGUAGUGGAGAGACACCCAAUCUUGACACCAUCGAUUCCUACAUGAAGAAGCUCCACAGCAUCAUCGUCAGCAGCCCCCAAGACCACGAGAAUCUCAUCAAUACCGUGAGAGAUGUGGUCAACCGUUUGGACAGAUAAUUGGUGCAGCUGAUUUGAUGGACUGACAUUCAGUGGAUGCUGCCUCUUGCCUCUUCCUGUCAAUCCGUCAUCCCAAUUGAUUUUAAGUCAUCUUUUAUUCCUCUUCGACGAUGGUGUAGGUGAAUGUGAUGUAGUGUCUCAUAUUUAUUUAUUUUUUGUAACAUAUUUUUAAAAACUCUGUUCGCACUUCGUUGAUAUAGCUGUAGUUUGUUUUCUAAAAGUAAUGGAUCAGAUGACUUGGAAGUGCUUUUCUGUCACUCUGCUUUCCGUCACAAUGCUUCCACAGGAACAACUAGAACAUUAUCAAACAAGUUCUGAUCAAAGAGAAAUGUGUCAGUAGGUUUGUAUUUAUCACAUCCAAGAGAGAUUGUUUCUGUUCUGUGUUUUUUUUUUAUGCUCCGUUGAAGGAAAAUGUGCCAUUUAUUAGUUUCUGUGUGAGAAGGUGUGUUUUCAAUAAAUGUGUUUACUUCAGCCGU
Molecule: messenger RNA, 1564 nt
Organism: Notolabrus celidotus (New Zealand spotty)
Lineage: Eukaryota; Metazoa; Chordata; Actinopteri; Labriformes; Labridae
Gene: hmg20a
Product: high mobility group 20A
Exons: 10
Coding region: 213-1088 (291 amino acids)
Biological process (GO): regulation of gene expression
Cellular component (GO): nucleus
Source: RefSeq, a predicted model, not a curated record